AUGAAUCGACUGAGAUGGGUCGGAGAAGGCGACAUUUGGGAGCUUGAUAUGUCUACUCCGGUAACACUCGAAGCCACCGCACGAGCUGUUUCCGACGACCCUCUUCCUCUUGGUCUCUCCAGAGGCAUUCGUCUCUCUCGCCCUAAGCAAGCUGAGUUCUUCCACCGCUUCAUGGCCACACCUCUCAUCCCUUCCUUCUCCUCUCUCCGUCACACCACCGGCGAAGGAGGCGGUGGUGGAUUGUCUCUCCAAAGAGUCAUCACUUUCCCAUUCUCCAACAACUGGCUUCUGUCUCUUCUGGGUCAAUUCGAUGUUCAGAGAUUCGUAUCGGAAGUAAAAAAGAGUGAAGAUUUUGUCCGUGGGUCUUCUUCUGCAGCAGCUUCUCGUUUAAACACAAUCACCAAACAUUUGAAGGAUAAAUCGUUGUACGCAUUGGGUUUUUGCUCUGAGUUGUUGUUAACACCAGAGGAUACUUUGCUUCUUAGCUAUGAUACUUACAAAGGUGAUCUUCAAAAGAAUCCUAGAGCUAAAGCUGUCUUCAAUCACAAGUUUCCACUUCACAAUUUGACAGCAGAAGCGGUUUGGCCUGGACUAUUUGUGGAUAAACAUGGUGAAUAUUGGGAUGUGCCAUUAUCAAUGGCUAUCGAUUUAGCUUCUCUUCCUGCUGAGUCUGGUCCAAGUUACCAUUUAUGUUUGCACCAUAACAGCGGAUCGCCAAAGAAGUUUAAUUCUGAAACUAUCGAUGUGCCACCACCACCGUCUCUGCUUCCUGGUUUGUCUCUAAAAUCCGCAGUCUCUUAUAGGACAAACAUGGAUCUUUGGAGGGGUACCAUUCCAAAGCUCGAAAACUGCAAGCCUUAUGACAUCUUCCUCAGUAUUCCUCAUGUCUCAGUCUCUGGGAUUAUUGGUAGUGUGAUGACUGCAGCAUUUGGUGAAAAUUCAAUCAGAACAAAACUUGAGAAGGAUUCUGAAGGCGUUGGAGGGUUCUCUCUUAAUCUUCCAUCUCUAAAUUCCGGAUUCAUGGCUGAUGCCUUAGGACGUGCAUCACUCACAGCUCAGUAUGGAAACUUUCAGAAGCUCUUCUUUGAUCUCACCCGUUUCCAUGCUAGAUUAGACUUUCCACAGGGUCUGAGGUUUCUUACCGGUGCCACUACUGUCGCGCAAGAACUUUUGAAUUCUCGGCAGCCUAGUUUAGAAGCGUUUCAGAAAAUCUGCCCUGAAGUAUCAGUUUCUCUGCAGCAACAGAUUGUUGGACCUUUUAGUUUAAGAGCUGAGUGUGGAAUUCAAAUUGAUGUGAAGAACGGAGCUAACCCCGUGACUAUAAAUAACACAGUAUUUGCUAUCGAAUAUGCUCUUCGAGUGCUUACUUCUGCCAAGGCUGUUGCUUGGUACUCCCCAAAACAGAAAGAAUUCAUGGUUGAGCUUCGUUUCUUUGAGACAUAG
Messenger RNA from Arabis nemorensis, 1443 nucleotides. NCBI's taxonomy places the organism in Eukaryota, Viridiplantae, Streptophyta, Magnoliopsida, Brassicales, Brassicaceae. The record is from the annotation of a GenBank genome assembly.